Molecule: messenger RNA, 2073 nt
Organism: Carassius carassius (crucian carp)
Lineage: Eukaryota; Metazoa; Chordata; Actinopteri; Cypriniformes; Cyprinidae
Gene: cry3b
Product: cryptochrome circadian regulator 3b
Exons: 14
Biological process (GO): entrainment of circadian clock by photoperiod; circadian regulation of gene expression; negative regulation of DNA-templated transcription
Cellular component (GO): cytoplasm; nucleus
Molecular function (GO): FAD binding; DNA binding
Source: RefSeq, a predicted model, not a curated record
UUAUGUAAACCUGCUCUGAUUUGGCCCGGUUCUGUGUUAUAGUGGACUUUGGUGGACUGAGCGGGUCUGAAGGCACAUCUUCAUUUACUCUGAGAUGAUUUAAUCACAUAAAUUCAUUCCCGCGCUUCAGUAACGCCUCAGUGUCUCGGGCGCAGCAUCAUGUCCGUCAGCUCCGUGCACUGGUUCAGGAAGGGUCUGCGUCUUCAUGAUAACCCGGCUCUGCUGGAGGCCGCCCGGGGCUCACACACGCUGCGCUGCGUUUACUUCCUGGACCCCUGGUUCGCCGGGGCUUCCAACCGCGGGGUCAACCGCUGGAGGUUUCUGCUGCAGUGUCUGGAGGAUCUGGACUCCAGUCUUCGUAAACUCAACUCCUGUCUGUUCGUCAUCCGCGGUCAGCCGGCCAACAUCUUCCCGCGCCUCUUCAAGGAGUGGAAAGUGUCUCGGCUGACGUUCGAGUGUGACUCGGAGCCAUUCGGGAAAGAGCGAGAUGCAGCUAUAAAGAAACUAGCGUCUGAAGCAGGAGUGGAGGUGAUCGUGAAGACCUCGCACACGCUUCACGACCUGGACAGGAUCACGGAGCUGAACGGUGGUCAGCCGCCGCUGACGUAUAAGAGCUUCCAGACGCUGGUGAGCAGCAUGGAGCCUCCAGAGCCUCCGCUGGAGCCGCUGACCCGAGAGCUGCUGAGAGACUGUGUGACGCCCAUCAGCGCAAACCACAGAGAGAGAUACAGAGUGCCCCUGCUGGACGAGCUGGGUAACACACACACACACACAUUUGUGGUCAUGUGAUCAGUCGUGUCUGAGGCAUGUGCUGCUGUUUUCCAGGCGUGGCAGGAGAACUUCGAGCAUCCGAAGAUGAGCUCCAGUCCGCUGCUGGCCAGUCCGCUGGGCUUGAGCCCGUACCUGCGCUUCGGCUGUCUGUCCUGUCGCCUCUUCUACUACAAACUCACUGAACUCCACAACAAGGUGAAGAAGAACGCAAGCCCGUCGAUUUCUCUUUACGACAAGCUCUUAUGGAGGGAGUUCUUCUACACGGCGGCGAGCAACAACCCGCGCUUCGACCGCAUGGAGGGAAACCCUAUCUGCAUUCGCAUCCCGUGGGACAGGAACCCCGAGGCGCUUGCCAAGUGGGCCGAAGCCAAGACGGGCUUCCCGUGGAUCGACGCCAUCAUGACCCAGCUGCGUCAGGAGGGCUGGAUCCAUCAUCUGGCGCGGCACGCCGUGGCCUGCUUCCUGACGCGAGGAGAUCUCUGGAUCAGCUGGGAGGAGGGCAUGAAGGUGUUCGAGGAGCUCCUGCUGGACGCUGACUGGAGUGUGAACGCCGGGAGCUGGCUCAGUCACUCCUGCAGCUCCUUCUUCCAGCAGUUCUUCCACUGCUACUGUCCCGUGGGAUUCGGACGCAGGAUUGAACCCAACGGAGACUUCAUCAGACGUUACUUACCCGUGCUCCGAGAUUUUCCGGCCAAGUUCAUCUACGAUCCCUGGAACGCACCGGACGACGUGCAGCGGGCCGCCAAAUGUGUGAUCGGCGUGGAUUACCCCAAACCCAUGGUGAACCACGCCGAGGCCAGCCACCUGAACAUCGAGAGGAUGCGGCAGAUCUACCAGCAGCUCUCCAGAUACCGCGGACUCAGUCUUCUCGCAACUGUUCCGUCCAAUCACAUGGAGGUCGUGGGUGCAAAUGAAUCUCAAGGAGCAACGGCGCCCCCUAUCUGCCGGAGGACCCAGAGCAGCACUUCGUCUCACCGGGUCAGGAGAGAACAGCAUGGAGCAAGCAGAGCGAAACAUUGCAUCACAAGACACCGACACGCCUUCAGCCACCGUACAUCACCCUACACCACCCAGAGCGACCUGACGGAGCACGGCCACGAGUUUGCCAUCCCUCAACAACCAGGGCGUCUGAUUUGGUCGGUUGGGGGCGGGACUGGAAGGAGAGAAAAAGAGGAGGCGGAGCUUAACAGUUGCCAUGGUGAUGACGGCCCCUCCUCCUCCUCCUCCUCCUCUUAAGAGCCAAAAGCCCAAGAUGAUGAAAAAAUGCAGGAAGAUGCGGAGGGCGUGGCCUUCUGUUCCUAA